Molecule: messenger RNA, 513 nt
Organism: Symbiodinium natans
Lineage: Eukaryota; Dinophyceae; Suessiales; Symbiodiniaceae
Source: the annotation of a GenBank genome assembly
AUGUCCACGCUGGCGUGCACGUACACCGCGAACCCGGCUCGCCAGCUCUCAUUGCGGAAGGAACAUGCCCUGCGGACAGUCAAGCUGGUGCUAGCGCGCAACUGGUGCACAGCUGGUACACGGCUGUUUGAGUCGAAGGCAACAGGCGAUUCACAUCGAUUUACGACAGAUGCUUCGUGCAGCUUGCAACGCGGCAAGGAAGAGCAAUACUUCGUCACGACAUAUUAUGUUGCGGGCAUGUUUUUCGACCUGCCCGUGCAUGCUUGGCUUUACAAGCCGGAAUGCCUUGGUCUGAACUGUGAGAGUGAGAGGACCACUCUUGGCAUACCCACGCAUAUGGACAAAUGCUGCCUUCCUCUCAAUGCUGGACCUGCUCAGAUGCGACCGCCGGCACCGCGCGGUGGUCAUCCGUGCGGUGCGCUCACGGCCGGGUACUUGGCUUCAGACUCGAACGCAUUUCGGGUCGCUUGCUCACAGCCGCCUCUUGUGCGAAAGUGGGCGUCAACUGACUGA